ACAGAGAGAAAGCUUAGAGAGAGGGAAUAUCACUGACAUAUAGAGGAGGAAGGCAACAAAAGUGGAUCAAAUUGGAAAGAGUCACUAUGACUACAGAUAGAUUAGAUCUCAGUGAGAUGUCUAGCAAUGGAUAGAGAGACGAAAACGAAAAUCAACCGUUCUACAUCAGAUCAUUUGAGGAUGCUUCAAGGUGCAGAAUCAACCUCUCGGGAGAUAAUGCUGUGAAGGCCCUGAGCAACCAAAGCCAGCAAGCUAUAGCACAGGGUGGAGGCCGUGAACGCAUUUGAACGAGCAAAAGAAAAAAAAAAUCAUGAGGACAUCCAGGAAAGGAAGCGUGGAAAUGCCUGCUUUUGUAAGGCAGCUGGUGAAGGAGACCGAGAAAAGGGUCACCUCCUUUUUUAAAGGGGGACGAGGGGGAGGUGCAGGGGAGCUGUCUGAAAGUGAAGAGGGAGGAGAGGAGGAAGGGGUCAUCCCUAGCCCCUACCUGGACCGACCGGUUCUGGACAAGCACAUGCAAGAGGGCUGUGCCUCCUGGGGGCUUACCUACGCCCUGGCCAGCAUGCAGGGUUGGAGAGCGCACAUGGAAGAUUUCCACAACUGCUUCCCUCAGCUGGGAGGGGAACUGGCCCACUGGGGGUUCUUCGCGGUGUAUGAUGGGCACGCAGGGAGCGCGGUGGCCCAACACUGCUCCCGAAAUCUGCUGGACCACAUCCUGGGCACAGGAAAGAUCCGAGCAGAUGAGGAUGUUGUAAGGGUCACUGAGGGCAUCAAGGAGGGCUUCUUUCUCAUGGACAAGCACCUUCAUGCCAUGGCCUGCCGUGAGGGUUGGGAACGCGGAGGGACGACUGUCAUUGCCACCGCUAUCACUCCACACCACAUCUACUUCGUGAACUGCGGGGACUCUCGGGCGGUCUUGUGCCGCGCUGGACGGGUGGCCUUCUCGACGGAAGACCACAAGCCCUUCAGCCCCAGCGAGAGGGAGAGGAUAGAGAGCGCUGGAGGAUCGGUGACUCUGCAGCGCGUCAACGGCUCGCUGGCGGUCUCCCGAGCGUUGGGGGACUUCAGUUACAAGACAGCCGAGUGGCGGCCGGUCACCGAACAGAUGGUAUCGCCAGAGCCGGAAGUGUCUGCUGUGGAGCGCUCUCCAGCAGAUGAGUUUCUGGUUCUGGCCUGCGAUGGUGUGUGGGACACUGUCACUAAUGAAGAGCUCUGUGCCUUCAUACACAGCCGACUGCGUGUCUGCACAGACCUGAGAGAGGUCUGCUCCCAGGUCAUAGACCUUUGCCUCUAUAAGGGGAGCCUUGAUAACAUCAGCAUCAUUCUAGUAUGUUUUCCCGGCGCCCCCCAGCUGUCACCUGAAGCACUGCACCAGGAGGCUGAGCUGGAGGACUUUCUGGAGUCCAAAGUAGCUGAGAUAUUUGAGGAGCUGAGCGCAAGAGGUGAUGAGCCUGAUCUGCUGUCAGUUCUGACAGUGCUGGCUUCUACAGUGAUUCCUGGACUUCCACCAGGGGGCGGCCUUCAGAGCAAGCGGAACUGUAUUAUUUCAGCCUACUAUCAGCAGAAAGAGGCAAGGCGAUGUAGAUUAGCCCAGGAACUCAGUCCUACAGAUGCCAACUAGAGUCUAUCUUACGUACACACUUAAUGGAUGUGCUAGACUGAGAAAGACGUAAUCAGUUUACUGUAUUUUCAAAUCAAAAAAUGAAAAAGAUCUUUUUGGACAGCAAAAAAAAAACAAAAAACAUUUUACUUCCUUCUUUUUGUAUGUUUCACGAAUGACAAAACUUACAAAAAGCAAUGCUGUGCCACAAUGCAGGACAAUAAUGACUGUAUAUAAUUUUGACUCUUUAGAUUGUGAUACGUUCAGUAUUUUCCUUACCAAAUGUAUUAAGUGAGUCUUACAAUCAAUAAUACUCAGGUAAUGUGUUCAAGCAGUGACGGCAAACCUUUGAGAUUCUCUUCAGGCUUGGCAUAUAAUGAGGUUUUUAAAUGAAUACGAUAAAAAAAAGACAGAACUCUUUGAAGAACAAGAUAACGCUGGUGCAGUAAAGGAAUAGUUCACCCAAAAAUGAAAUACUUGCCUUUAAUGCUUAGUUCUUUUUGAAGCAUGACAUGGCAUUGUUUGUUUAGAAAAAAUAAAAUAUUUUUUGUGUUUGAUAAUAAUAAUAAAACAUCAGUAAAAAUAUAAAAAAACCAGCAUACGGAUCUGGAAAAACAUGAGAGGGUUUUCGUUUUUGUGUCAACUAUUCCUUUAGGAAUGAAAGAAAUGCUAAAAUAUCUAAAAAGCCAAUUCUAUUAAUACAAGCACUUUUACAUGUUGGUUUAUACAUGCUCAUAAUCUGGUCACACUCACAGAGUUCAACUUUUCCUGUUCUCGAGUAGUUGUUUCCUGUAAUGCGCUCUACUCUGUUUGCAUGAUCUGUACUGUGUUGCCUUACUGACCUCUUCGAAAUUAUGCCAAUCUAUAAGCGUGUGAUAUUUACCGAGAUAUUUCCUAAUGACUAGCAAAUUAACUGAUGCAGUGCUGUAUCAUGUCGUGUAAUGAUCUUUGUGCACAUUUUACAGAUCUUGUGCAAUAUUUGUGCUAACAUAAAGGUUCGAGGUUGAGUAAUAAAAAUAGACAGAUCAA
Molecule: messenger RNA, 2626 nt
Organism: Puntigrus tetrazona (Sumatra barb)
Lineage: Eukaryota; Metazoa; Chordata; Actinopteri; Cypriniformes; Cyprinidae
Gene: ppm1nb
Product: protein phosphatase, Mg2+/Mn2+ dependent, 1Nb (putative)
Exons: 6
Coding region: 311-1618 (435 amino acids)
Biological process (GO): protein dephosphorylation; positive regulation of canonical NF-kappaB signal transduction; negative regulation of canonical NF-kappaB signal transduction
Cellular component (GO): cytosol; nucleus
Molecular function (GO): manganese ion binding; protein serine/threonine phosphatase activity; magnesium ion binding
Source: RefSeq, a predicted model, not a curated record